This is a messenger RNA of Cornus florida, 2086 nucleotides long. Its product is annotated as protein NRT1/ PTR FAMILY 2.11-like. The transcript is spliced from 4 exons. Gene Ontology annotation, cellular component: plasma membrane. NCBI's taxonomy places the organism in Eukaryota, Viridiplantae, Streptophyta, Magnoliopsida, Cornales, Cornaceae. Gene Ontology annotation, biological process: transmembrane transport. The record is from RefSeq and is a predicted model, not a curated record. The coding region runs from base 44 to 1780 and encodes 578 amino acids. Gene Ontology annotation, molecular function: transmembrane transporter activity.
UCUUACCUUCUCUGUCGUUGGAAGAAAGAGAGAGACAGACACCAUGGAGAAUACUGAGAAACUGGCUCCAAGUAAUGAGCCCAAGUACAGAGGAAUUAGAGCCAUGCCAUAUGUCAUAGGGAAUGAGACCUUUGAGAAGCUGGGAACUAUUGGGACCUCCUCUAACCUCUUGAUCUAUCUCACCACUGUCUUCCACAUGAACGCCAUUACAGCAACUAAUCUUGUCAACAUCUUCAAUGGAACUUGCAACUUCGGUACUCUGAUCGGAGCUUACCUCUCCGACACUUACUUUGGCCGUUACAAAACCUUGGGAUUUGCUUCAGUGUCCUCUUUCUUGGGGAUGCUUGUACUAACACUAACAGCAGCAAUCUCAAAGCUGCAUCCUCCUCACUGUGGAACAGAUGAGACUAGCUCAUGCAAAGGGCCAACAGCAGGGCAAAUGACAUUUCUGUUGGGUGGGUUUGGACUGCUAAUUGUUGGUUCUGGUGGUAUUAGACCAUGUAACUUGGCCUUUGGUGCAGACCAAUUCAAUCCCAAUACUGCGUCUGGGAAGAGGGCAAUCAGCAGCUUCUUCAAUUGGUACUACUUCACCUACACUUUCGCGGUGAUGGCGUCUUUAACAGCCAUCGUCUACGUGCAAUCCAACGUGAGCUGGUCUCUGGGGAUGGCAAUUCCUACCUUGAUGAUGUUCUUGUCAUGUUCACUCUUCUUCAUGGGUACAAGAAUGUAUGUGAGAGUGAAGCCCCAGGGAAGUCCCUUCACAGGCAUCAUGCAGGUUGUCGUGGCCACGAUCAAGAAGAGGCGACUGAAGCUGCCUGAGCAGCCAUGGUUCUCCCUUUUUAACCAUAUUCCAAUCAAUUUUAUCAAUGCAAAGCUUCCUUACUCUGAUCAAUUCAGGGUUCUCAACAAAGCAGCAGUCAAAACCCCCAAAGAUGAAAUCAAGUCAGAUGGGUCAGCAGCCAACCCUUGGAGACUCUCUAGCAUCCAGCAAGUGGAAGAAGUGAAGUGCUUGAUGAGACUGAUUCCUAUAUGGAUCUCAGGCAUAAUCUACAGCAUAAUUAUAGUCCAACAGCAAAACUAUACAGUCUUCCAAGCCCUCCAAUCCGAUAGACGCCUUGGCAACAUCAGCUUCAAAAUCCCAGCAGCCUCGUAUGUCGUCUUCCAAAUGUUGAGCCUCACUAUCUGGAUUCCUGUCUACGACAGACUCAUGGUUCCGUUUCUCAGAAGGCGCACAGGAAAGGAAGCUGGCAUUACACUCCUUCAGAAGAUGGGUAUUGGCUUGGUUCUCUCUGUGAUCACCAUGCUUGUAUCUGCGAUAGUGGAAGAGCGAAGGAGGACCUUGGCUCUUACUAAGCCAACAUUAGGGUAUGAGCCAAGAAAAGGUGCCAUUUCUUCCAUGUCAGGGUUGUGGUUUAUACCUCAGCUGGCACUAACAGGACUUUCUGAAGCAUUUGCCUUCAUUGGCGAAAACGAAUUGUUCUACAGGCAGGUCCCUGAGAACAUGAGAAGCAUCGGAGCAUCUUUUGUGUUCUGUGGCGUGGCGUUCUCGAAUUAUUUGAGUAGCUUAUUGGUGUCGAUAGUUCACCAGACGACAGAUUGGUUGCCGGAAGAUCUUAACAAGGGGAGAUUGGAUUACUUUUACUAUCUUGUUGGUGGUUUGGAGGCCUUAAAUUUGGUGUACUUUCUAGUGUGUGCAAAGUGGUACAAGUACAAAGAGAUUGGUAGUGACACCCUUGAUGUGCCUAUGGAAGAAAUGCAAUCUGAAAAACCAGUUGUUUGAUAUGCAGAUUUAGAAGAUUUCAUAUUUGACAGAAGUGUGAGAAGUUUUAAAAGGGAUCACUUUCCAACUUUCUCAUACCAAAUAAUACUAUAAAAGUGUACGAUCACUUGAGAUAAAUGAUCCAAACAUCUAUCAUUAUAUGUCAUUGUGAUACCUUUUAUUUUUAUUUUUUUGGGUAAUGUGGAACUCUUGCUCGGUACACGAGAUUGUAAGGGUAAAUCUUGGAUAUGUGCAAUCACUGCAAACCAGAUUUAGAUGAUUUAAGUUUCCUUAUGGUGAACCCAAAUGCGACUUAAACUUUCAACC